AACACAUUUAUAAGAUAUAACAUUAGAAAAUAAUAUAAGAUUAUAAUAAUAUUAAAUCAAAUAGCAUGUUAAACGUAACACGAUAUUGCUCCAAGUCUUUAACAAACAAUAGUUUAACAAAAUGUUUACCACCUUGGAGAAAUUUGUUAACGAACAACAAGCCAAGAAUAAACGUAUUCCAAAAUGUUUUUGCACCAAUGGAAAGAAAUACAUUUUUAUUACAAAAGGAAUCACUUAGACGGUCUGGUACAAUAGCAAUAAACUAUUCAUCGAAAGCAAAUAAAAAUGCAGAUAAAAUAGUUGGUUCUUGGUUACUUGUUUGCGGCGGAAUGGUUUUUGUAGCUGUCGCUUUAGGUGGUAUCACCAGGCUUACUGAAUCAGGUUUAUCAAUGGUUACUUGGAAAUUACUUGGAGAAAAAAUGCCAACUAAUGAAGAACAGUGGCGUACUGAAUUUGAACGUUAUAAACAAUUUCCUGAAUAUAAAAUAACUAAUAAGGAUAUGACGUUGGACGAAUUUAAGAGAAUUUGGUGGAUGGAAUAUUUCCAUAGAACGUGGGGUCGAUUAAUCGGUGGUAUAUUUUUAAUACCAGCAACUUACUUUUGGUUUUCUGGUAUGCUUAAAUCAGAAAUGAAAAUACGUGUUGCGGUAUUAGGAUCAUUGAUUGGUUUACAAGGAUUAAUGGGAUGGUAUAUGGUAAAAUCUGGUUUGGAAGAUCGUUUUAAUGAACCUUCGGAUGUACCAAGAGUGUCACAGUAUCGUCUUGCUGCUCAUUUAGGAUUAGCAUUCUUAAUAUAUUCAGGAUUUUUAUACAACGCUCUGAGCUAUUUAAUACCAGCAAAAAAAAUUGGAAAUGGCAGCCUUAGUAUCGAAAAUUUUAAUACUGCUGUAAAAAAAUUACAACCGUUCAGAUAUUUAGUUCAUUCGACGAAAGGAAUGAUAUUUUUGACUGCUAUUUCUGGUGCGUUCGUAGCGGGUAUGGACGCUGGACUUAUUUACAAUACUUUUCCCAAAAUGGGUGGCAAAUGGAUACCUGAUGAUUUGUUUGCUAUACCGGAGACAUUAAAAAAUUUUACCGAAAAUCCAACCACUGCACAAUUUCAACAUCGAUAUCUGGGUAUAUUAUCUUUUACAUUAGUAAAUAUUAUAGCUAUAUUAUCUCGAAAACAUAAACUUCCUGGUUAUGGGAAAACAGCUGUAAAUACUGUAUUGGGUGCAGGCUAUUUACAAGUAUCUUUAGGCCUUUUAACUUUAUUGUAUUAUGUGCCAGUGCCACUUGCUGCGGCUCAUCAGUGCGGUAGUCUUAUUCUUUUAAGUAGUAUACUCUGGCUCUGCCACGAGUUAAAAUAUGUCAAAUAUGUAAAAAAGUUGGUCAAGUAAAAUUGUUUAAAGUCUUGUUAUACCUAUACUACGAUAUUUUAAAUAAAAUAAAAAAGUAUAUUGAUGUA
Molecule: messenger RNA, 1447 nt
Organism: Polistes canadensis
Lineage: Eukaryota; Metazoa; Arthropoda; Insecta; Hymenoptera; Vespidae
Product: cytochrome c oxidase assembly protein COX15 homolog
Exons: 5
Coding region: 66-1379 (437 amino acids)
Biological process (GO): heme A biosynthetic process
Cellular component (GO): mitochondrial inner membrane
Molecular function (GO): oxidoreductase activity, acting on NAD(P)H, heme protein as acceptor
Source: RefSeq, a predicted model, not a curated record